AUGUCUUGUGAAGCUGUACGGAAGCGGGUGGUCGGCUCGAUUCCGCAUCCAGUUCUGAAUUAUUCGAUAGCUUUUGCAAAGGAUGUGCACAAGGCUUACGAAUUCCUGGAGCUCGGCCUGGCCGCCACCUACAGUCCCGAGAAUCACUACUGCUUCUCGAUCGACUCGAAGGCGGAUCGGGAAUUCAUUCAGCACUUCCGGAUGCUGGCCACCUGCCUACCGAAUGUGUAUUUAGCACCAGAGCGCCACAACAUGAACUCGGCGGGUGGUUUCGUGAAUCGGGCCCACCUCGACUGUCUCGAGAUUCUCAUCGAGCAGCCGAAUUGGGAAUACGCCGUUUUGCAACAAACCUACGAUCUCGUGGCCCACUCGAACGAGGAGCUGAUGAACAUGUUCAAGAUACUGAACGGAUCGAAUGAUGCGACGACAAAUUUGGCCUCCCUCUCCCGGGCAGCAGUCCAUUGGAUGACGCGCGAGGUGAACUUGACGAAAUUCGUGGAGCAGCUCAACUUUUUGAAUCACAAGGGCUACGGCGUGGACGAGCAGUUCAUCGCGACGCUGAUCAACUCGGAUACGUUGGGGAUGCCGGGCGGGUUUCAUCACAGAUGUAUUAAGAAGGGGAUUCCAACGUUUAUGACGAGAUACACAAAAUGGAGCAAACCCUGCGGCACAAAUCGGAUGCGCGCCAAUCAGUGCGUCUGGGGCGUCGAGGAUUUGGUGGCGCUCAGGAACAUCUCCCGCCGCUUCGUCAUGGUCAACAAGUUCUUGCCGGAUUUUGAUUUUGCCGGAAUUUCGUGUAUGGCGGAAAGUAUCUGGAAUCGAACCCAUUAUGGGGCGGAUCCGAUUGAUGAGGAGAAGCUGGGAAAACAUGGAAUUAAAUACUACAACGAGGUGCUAAAACAACAGCCAGGAUUCGACGCGGAAACGUUCGACUGCAAUGUGACGUUCCCGAAA
Mesorhabditis spiculigera is the source of this 954-nucleotide messenger RNA. The record is from the annotation of a GenBank genome assembly. Lineage: Eukaryota; Metazoa; Nematoda; Chromadorea; Rhabditida; Rhabditidae.